Molecule: messenger RNA, 13568 nt
Organism: Tachysurus vachellii
Lineage: Eukaryota; Metazoa; Chordata; Actinopteri; Siluriformes; Bagridae
Gene: tnrc18
Product: trinucleotide repeat containing 18
Exons: 30
Coding region: 420-9008 (2862 amino acids)
Molecular function (GO): chromatin binding
Source: RefSeq, a predicted model, not a curated record
UUUAGUCAAUGUAUCCCCUAAUAUGUCAAUAUUUACAUAAGAAACGGUUGUUAUUAUGAUUCGCCACUGUGUUUGAAACCUUCGCUUUGCAUGAGCUCGGCUUGAAUACCGAAGUGUAAACGCUGGAUUUUCCCUGCGUAGUGUAGCGUACUGCGGUCGGGGAAAAACACACACACACACACACACACUCACACUCACACACAAGCAAAUCAUCAUAAGCGAUACGAGCACGAUGGUGAAGGGACAACUACCCCUGAUAAAGUCGGCACAAUGCCGGAUAAGGACGCGGAUCUGCCUGGAAAUCUAGGGACAUUACUAUAAGGCUCUUUCGGAAUAGCCGAGCGGAGCUUUGCAUUUUUUCUCUUUUUUUGCGCCUUUUUCUUUUCAUUAUUUUUUAAAUCGAGUUCGCCCUUGGGUGGAUGAUGGAUGGCCGAGAUUUCGGGCCCCCCAGAUCCGUGCACGUUCCCCCGCCGCUGCUUUCGGGACUUGCCAUGGAGCCGCACCGACUCGGAGCUUCCGCCGCGUCCGGGAGGAUCCCACCGUCUCCCGGCCACCUGGGCGCGGGCCACCCGGCGGCCGCUCUGCACUCGGGAAAAUAUCUCUCUCCGACUAUUAACAUGCAAUCCCACCACAGUGAUGCCUACCCAGGUGCCUCUAGCUUCCUUGGCGGCUACAUGAGCUCCCCGAACGCACAUGCAGGACCGAGCUCUCUUCCCUCCGACCCCUCAUUCAGAGCCCCCAACAACGCACCCAGCCUGCAGAUGGCUCAGCUCUGGGCGUCACACUCACAUGAAGGUUUCCCCCACCCUUCCAGUGGUAUGUACCCUGGCCCCUUCCUUCCCCUGGGUCAUCUUGAGCAUCCACAACUAGGCCAGCAUUCAUUUUUUGACUCACAAAAAGAGGGGUUUUACCUUCCGGGCUCAGUACACUCCCAGUCUGCCAUGGCACGGAGCCUCGUGGCCCAUUUGCCUAGCCCCCUCUCCAGAGAGAAGUCACAAGAGCUCCACAAGAGCUCGAAAGACUCGGGUCGGGAACUGGGAAAAGAAAAACCCUGCAAGAGCGAGCCAGGUCACUCUGUCCAGCGCCGGGAGAGGUUUCGGGAGGAGCUGCGGCCCCACAGCGUGGUCGACCUGACCCAGGAUGCCAAGUCUGAGGAUGAGCGGCAAGUCUUUCAGCAGCAUUCGCCUGCUGCUGAUGUUAAACCGAAAUACCCGCUCCAGUCCUCUUUCAGCAACUGCAGGACUAGCAGCGGCCCAUCAUCCAGAUACGCAGGUUUGGAAUCAGAAAGAAGGGAGCGUGUUGAUGAAAAUGACCCUGCGAUGGUCCCUUCGUCUUUCGACAGGCCAAAACGGCUUGACUCCAUGGCUACAUCUCUAGGCACUUUGCACGUUACCUAUGCCAGUCCCUCCUCUCUCCAGAGUAGUACAGCACCCCUCCCACCCAGGCUGGUGACUUCUGGUGCUUACCCACCCCCUCACCACAUGCACCCAAGCUUGUACUCACUUUGCUCUGCCGCAAAAGAGCCGGCCAAGGAACACAGAGUGACCGCCCCUACUUAUGUGCCUUCUGUCGAGGUUUAUGACGAGCGUAAAGGGCCUAUCCAGAUUGCGUCACAAGCUCGAGACAAUAAAACUGAUAAGAGCAGGGACAGGGACAUGAACAGAGUAUCCCUUCAGGUGGGGAGCGAGAGGACAACUGCACCGUCUGUCAGGAGCGAGUCUCCUUGUCCCAGCGAGCUCAAGAGAGACUUUGUACGGGAAGAGGGAUCUGUGAUCAGGGCCAACAAUUUGGCUGUAAAAAGGCCACCUGUUUUAGAUUUGGGCACAAUCAAACCCAGCCACAGCCCGACCACCAAGCACACAGUUAAAAUGGGACUAGAGACAGAAAGCCGCAUCCAUGAGCGUGAAAUCAUUCAAAGGUCUGGACCCACGUUUUCUAGUCUGGAAUCUUCUUCACUCCACUCUGCCGAGACCAAAUGGAAGCCUUUCGAGAUGGGAAACUAUGCCGCUAGCCACAUGGCUGCUUUGGCAGCUCAACACACUCAUGGUCCCAGAGGAGAGGAGGAGGGCAAGCGCAUGUACCUGGAUCGCAGAGGCAGCCCAGGGAGCCUCGAGGGCAAGGAGCACAGCGAGGUAUCUGCUAUGCAGAGCCUUAUCAAGUACAGUGGGAAUUUCUCUGGUGAGGUCGUGUCUAAGCACGGUGCGGAUAGUCGCACCCCGUUUGGGGGACUGGGCAACUUGAAGCUGGAGGCUCAGCACAUGUCUGGAAAGCAGCUGAAGAGGGAGCCAGAGAGACCAGAAAGUACCAAAUCUUUCAACCGGGACGGAAACACCUCUCAGGGGGAGGCUGAGGUUCGGCACCCCCCAGUGGGCAUCGCAGUAGCAGUGGCCCGACAGCGAGAUAACAGCAGCAAGCUCAGCUCUGUGUCAGACCGAGAUAGACCAAUUCGGGCAGGAGGCAUAAAAGGCCCAGGCCAAGAUGAAGAACAACAAAUACAAGAGCGGACACGUCAUCACGAUGGCCGGCUCCUGCCUGGACGUUUGGAACACGAGCAUGAGAAGGCGAUGAGAGAGAACAAGAACUUGGCGGAUUACCCUCAGCUACAUGCUCCCUUGGUGUCCGUGAGUGGCCUGAACCCAAACCUGAUGGUGACUGGAGGUUCUACCCUGACAGGGACAGGCCGCUGGCCUGCUGACCCUACUUCCCAUCUGACUUCUCACCCCUGGUUGCCUCGCCCUGGGCCCUCGUCUAUGUGGCUGCCUAGCUCUCCAUAUGCACUCGGAACACCCUCUCUUCACCAGCCCCUGCCUCCAGGUUACCCACCCACCUUACCUGGGUCAAUCCCUCAAGCGUACCAGUUUGCUCGGGACCCACAGACUGGACAACUGGUUGUCAUUCCAACAGAACACCUUCCACACUACACGGCAGAGAUGUUGGAGCGUGGCACCCCACUGUGGCCUGCCGUGUACCCGCCAGCAGGCAGCUCUCUGCAGCAUGCCCACCAGCUGCAGCUCCUCUCGCACCAGCAGCUCGUUCGCCAACAGGAGCUCUACAUGAUUCAGCAGCAGGCUGCCCAGGUCAUGGAGCUACAGAGGAAUGCACAGUUUGUGGAGAGACUAAAAGAACAGCGGGCUGACAUGGAGGACAAAGCAGAGAAGAGGGGUGGAGAGUGUGCUAAAGCCAGCAUCUCAAGUGUACCUGCAUCUGUCCUGCACUCACGCAAGCCCCCUCCACCUUCCCCAACUCCAUCCACGUCCCACAAAAAGACACCCCAAGCAGUCACACCACUGCCGUCUCCAGUAACUUCACUUAAGUCUGAAGACAGGCCCAAAGUGGAGAGCACACUUCCUCAGCAGUCUUACUCGCACUCAUCUACCCCAGCCCCACAGCCGCUCAGUCCUGCCUCCGCUUUGUCACCUCCCCCUUCCCCUAUCAACCCUAAACAGGAGUCUGUGGACGUGCCUGACAAAGAGGAACUUGACCUCCAUAAACAAAUGUCUGCUUCUUUCCCGUCUAUAUAUCCUGAAAUUCCUCCAGGCUAUCCCUACCAAUCAAUAACAGCGUCAUUCGGCAGUCAUUAUCCCUACCUUCUUCAGCCAGCCACAGCUGCUGAUGCAGAAGGCCUGGCUCCAGCUGUGCCUCUGCAGGCUGAGGGCUCAAAGCGCUCAGCCGGCCCGGCCAGCGUAAAACCCAGCCACAUGUGUUCCCCGGUGCUGGCAGAAGUUCUACAGGCAUCCAGAGAGCCCAAGGGAGUAGAGGAGAGUGUCGUGCCAUUCAAAGAGGAGACAGACCUUGAGAACAGCAAGGAAGUUCUGGGCCAGGAUGGUAUCACACAUUCUAUCCACUCUGCUGCUCCGAUUUCAAGUCAGGACUCAUGUACUCUUGUUGAAGCAGAUGCCUGCUCUGGAGCUGCAGCCUCACCACUGCCUAUGGAAAACAAAGAAGAACAAGGUGACAUGCCAGAUCUAUUCUCCUCUCCUCAACAAGAAUUGUACCAAAGAGCAAGAUCAGACUUGGAUAGAAUCCCUGCAGCAGACAUUUCAAACUUGACAGAAGUGGUCUACAACUCCUCAAAUUACACUGACAUGCAACCCAUAGACUGCAGCAUUCAUUCCUCGGACUCACCCUCAGUUCACACAGAGAGGCUCAUUCCUGAACUCAAAUCCAAAGAACCCUUCCUUGAUGCUCCAGACCUGGAAUCGACGCAAGUUGACAUACCGCAUCACUGCUCCUCUCCUCCUGUGCUUCUGCCUGCCCCUAUGGCAGUACCUAUCCAGUCUGAGGACCCCAUGGCAGGCAUGCUGGCACUCCUCACGGCCAGUGAGUUGCCCCAGUCCGGUGCCCUUACCACCAUGGCUGAGCUGCCCCCUGCCGGGAUGGUGCAAUGCCAAGGAAUCAGUCUUUUGGAGUCUACUGCGGUCGAGGGCAUGGCCCUGCUUAGCCAAAUGGCCGAGCUAGAGAUGCAGAGGCACCAGAGAGACUCCAUGCAGGGCAUAAUGCACUGUGGAUUAGAGAGUCUCCUCGAGGCUGGGAGGCAAGUCCUCCUGGAGGCCAUCAAAUGCCAGCCUCAAGCCAGCGUCCGCCUCCCCAGAGAGCUCAACCCCAACAAGAAAUACAGCUGGAGACAGAAGAAAGACGAACCUAUGUUCUCCAAGUCCUCUUUGGAGCGUAUGGAUGCAAUGGAGGUGGACUAUCGUGUGAGACUGGCUGACCUACAGCGCUGCUAUAAAGACAAGCAGAGAGAGCUGAUCAGGCUACAAAAACGGAGAGACAAAGUAGAGAAGCAACAGUUUCAGCAACAACAGCUCCAGCAGCAGCAAGAGGAAAGGAGCAGGAACCUGUCCAGGAGAGGCCCUGGUCGGCCCCGGAAGCGCAAAAACGGUCUGUGUCCUCUGUCUCCGCCUUCAGGCAAGCUGGAUGCCAAGUGUGGAAAGCUGGCCCAGAGCUCACAGUAUUCAGAGGACUCAGAGAGUGGGGAACUGCUGAGGAAACGCUUUCGCAGCUCCCCUCGGGAGGAGGAAGAAGACGAGGACACGGACGCUGGUAUCUUAAAAGCAAAGAAGAGACGCAAGAGCUGGAACGAGCAAGAAGCAUCCUCCAGUUACUCUCACGAGGUUCCUAAAACAGGCAGUAAGAAGAGCCAAAUAAGCGAGCAAGAGCAGUUGGCUUCAAAGCUGGACAAAGCCUUGUCUCUCACUAAGCUCGGUAAAUCAAACAAGGCCUCGUGUAAGUUUGUGGACGGUUCUUCUGCAAAGUCCAGAACUCCCUCCGGGAGCAGGCUGUCUAUACUCCCAGACAUAAGUGCGAAAAACAAGAUGGCAAAAUCCAAGAUGUCCAAAGAUCUGGGUUUCUUUCACAAAUCCUCCAAAGGAGGUAAAAACAAAAUAUCCUACAAAUUAAAGCCUUCCGACUCCUGCCUUAAGGGAAAAACCCAGAGGAAAGCUUCCAACUCUCCAGUGAGGUCAGAGAUCAGCAGCUACUCUAACAACACUGAUUCAGAAGAGGACUCCAUGAAGGAUGGCUGGCCACCUCAUGCCAUGUUGGGGAGAUCAGGACCCUGUACACAGAUCCCAGGCCAAUACAGCACUCCGUCUAAGAAGAAGCGUCCAUCAUCCAAGAGAACGUCUGCAUCAUCCUCCUCCUCCUCCUCAUGCCUCAAGUCGAAACCGGGGGUGAAGGAAAGAAAACAGAAGCACUUUGCUUUAUUACUACAAGAGGCAGGAGUCAGCUCCUCUGAGGACUCAUUUGACCAAGAGUACUUUACUGAACGGGAUGAUUAUGAGAAUGAGGACGAUGAAGAGGACUAUGACCAUGAACUGGAUGAGAUUAAUGGCCUGUGCUCUUCCUCGCUAGAGGAAAGUGGGCUGGGUCUGCUUGCUCGCUUUGCUGCUAGCGCCAUCCCUAGCCCUGUUACCUCAGGCCCCAUGUCCCUCGUUCAGCUGGAGGCCAAGCAGAAAGCCAAGAAAAAAGAGGAGAGGCAGAAUCUUCUAGGUACAGAGUUUGAAUUCACCGACUCUGAGAGCGACAUAAAGAUCAGGAAGUUCCCAUCUCUGUUGCAUGGUAAGAGAUCUGCACCCGAGCUCCCUCUGCUGCCCCCGGCCAGCGUUCUGAUUGAGGACUCCAGCCCUGGAAAACGCGGCCGUAAACCCAAAGCCUCAACUGAAAUCAACUUGAGCUUCUCGGCUGAAGGCAGUGAUGAAGAACGCUGGAUCCGCCGCAGAAGUGAGCGUAUUUUUCUCCAUGAUGCCGCCCAGGCAAAACCCAUCUCUCCAUCUAAACCUGCUGUGCCCAAAUCGACCCGUGUCCCCAAAACACCUCUGCCUGGCUCCAAGGACAUCCCAAAAACCAAGGAGGUGAAAGCACUUGGAAAGAAGAAGAGGUUGAAAGAGCUUCCCCUGCGUCUGCCGCCGCUCCCCAGCACUCCCUCAGAGAACAGCGUAUCGCUUUCUGUCGGCGCUGGGCGCAAGAGCAAAAUGAAGCCCAAAGCCAGAGAGGCCCGAGGAAAAGGUGGUGCUGUCAGUAAACUGAUGGAGAGCAUGGCUGCCGAUGAAGACUUCGAACCUAAUCAGGACAGCAGCUUCUCAGAGGACGAGAACCCACGUAUGAGCACUGAAAGACCCUGUACCCCUGCUCCUCGUAACUGUGUGCUCAAUAAGGAUGAGCUUCAGGAUGGAUUGCGUGUCCUUAUCCCUAUGGAUGACAAGCUGCUGUACGCCGGCCACGUGAACACUGUCCACUCACCUGACAUAUACAGCGUGGUGGUUGAGGGUGAACGGGGUAACAGGCCUCAUAUCUAUUGCCUGGAGCAGCUGCUGCAGGAGGCGAUUAUCGACGUUAAGCCCCCCUCUGUGAGAUACCUGCCUCAGGGAACACGAAUCGCAGCCUACUGGAGCCAACAGUACCGCUGCCUCUACCCAGGCACCGUGGUCAGAGGGAGUCCUGAUAUGGACGAUGUGGACGAUUUGAUAACCGUAGAGUUUGACGAUGGAGACACCGGCCGUAUUCCACUCUCUCACAUUAGACUGCUGCCUCCUGACUAUAAGAUACAGUGUGCGGAGCCGUCCCCUGCUCUCUUGGUGGCUAGUACUAAAAAGCGAGCACGGAAGGGAAGUAAGGAUGUUUCUGAGAGCAAAGACUCAAGCCCCAAAACCACAGAUGAUUCUGCUCCAAAGAAUAAGGGUAGAGGAAGGAAACCAAAACCCAAACCUGAGCCUGAACUAGCUCAAAAGGAACAAGAAAAACCUGACCAAUCAGCCAUUGGACCAGUGCAGGAGAGACCCCUUACCACCCAGAAAAGUGGCCCACUGCUAGGCAGGAAGAGUCAGCCUGCCAACACAACCAACUCCUCUAUUCCCAUACCUGCUGAAGGCCAGAAGAAAGCUGCUGUAGCCAAACCCCCAGCCAAAGUACACUCUCAGCCCAAGACUGUCUACUCAUCUGCGCUUUAUGGAAAAGUUCUCUCUGUCGAUCUCUCUAAUGACCCUUCUUCUUCGUUAGCUUCCUUUAUGUCCAACAAUGAGAGUGGGAAGGCUGUCAAAAGAGUCCGAAAGAGCGAAGACGAAGGAGCGGCAUUUGGGGUGAAAACCCAACGCAAACAGCCUCAGACAGAGAUCCUGAUCAAGUUGGACCAUGAGGGUGUGAUGUCCCCCAAGACCAAGAAGACCAAAGCCCUGAUGAUGAUGGAGGGUCAGAACUGCACAAAGAGAGACAAUAAAACAGCCGUAAUGGGCGUUAACUACACUGCUGUCACCUCCACUACCCCGACGGACAAAACACUGAAGCCCAAGACCGAGCCUGAGACGAUUAACACGGACAGCGUGGUGACCUACGGUAUCCGUAAGCUGGGGAGCAGCACAGACAGCCGUCCAAGUGUGAAGAGCUCAGGAGAGAAGGAAGCUCAAUCAGAAAACUGUAGCAGCAGCAGUAGCAGCAGCUCGGAGUCUGAUGAAGAAGAGGAAAGGAGAACGUCCCAGGAGACAAAGACAAAACAGGACAGCAGCUCCACCAGCUCCCGUGCCUCUAGCCCCACCUCUUCCAGCUCUUCCAGCAGUAGCUCCUCUUCUACGGCUGGAUUUAAUUCGUCGUCGUCAUCAUCCUCCUCGUCCUCCACCACCAGUGACGAGGAGUCUUCAUGUACCUCGGACGAGGAGGCUCCUGUGCCGCCCCAGCCUCUGUCUCCUCAAGAGCAACCUCCAACAGACAAUGAUGAUGAGGAUGUUGAAGAGAAACCAGAGGUGAAGACGGAGUCCCCGCCCACCACACCCAAGGUCCAGAAUGAGCAAGCUCCUCCCAAACAGCAAGCAAAGCAACUGAAGCAGCAGAAAGUGAAGAAGAGCGUUGGACGACCUAAGAGGAGAGAGGGCAUCCACCUGCCCACUACGAAGGAGCUGGCUAAGAGGCAGAGACUGCCUUCUGUGGAGAACAGACCCAAGAUUUCUGCGUUCCUUCCAGCCAGACAGCUGUGGAAAUGGUUUGGGAAACCUACUCAGAGACGGGGAAUGAAAGGCAAAGCAAAGAAACUCUUCUAUAAGGCUAUUAUGCGAGGCAAAGAAAUGAUUCGUAUUGGAGACUGUGCCGUUUUUUUGUCUGCUGGACGGCCUAAUCUUCCGUUUAUUGGUCACAUCCAGAGCAUGUGGGAGUCUUGGGGAAACAACAUGGUGGUUCGUGUUAAAUGGUUCUACCAUCCUGAGGAAACCAACCCUGGAAAGAAACUUCAUGACAAAAAGAACUGGGAUCAGAUGUCUGGAAGGAAUCUUGCCGCUGUUCUGCAGGAAUCCAACCAGAGGAAGGAUUUCAUGGAGCGGGCUCUGUACCAGUCUUCUCACGUUGAUGAGAACGAUGUUCAGACCAUCUCUCACAAAUGCUUGGUGGUUAGCCUGGAGCAGUAUGAACAGAUGAUUAAAACUAAAAAGUACCAGGACAGUGAGGACCUCUACUACCUAGCUGGCACUUAUGAACCCACAACUGGUAUGAUUUUCAACACUGACGGUGUUCCUGUCAUCUGCUGAGGAGUGUUUUUUUCAGCCCGCUACACCGCAGGAAUGAGCUCAGAUCUUUGUAGAAGAUGACCGAGCGCUAGAUCAACGUUGGAGACUUUCCCGGUGGACCGAAAUCACGGUAACGUUCCUGAACGAGACCAUCCUUCGGAUUCGAGAUAUGAGGACCGAGACUGAUCAUGGUAUUCCAGAUGACAGCAGUAUGCAGUCUGUUAAAGUAUGUGGAGAAGGCAUAUGUGGAGUUGUGUUGUCUAACCUGUUAACGCAGGGAAAAAGUUAAGCUCUGAUAUAAUGACAUGGAGAACAAAUCAAGCAAAAAGUGUGCAUGUCUUCAAGGUCAAACAUGUCUGCAUAGCUGAGCUCUUCUUUCUCUAGCAUGUCUGCAUCAGAAUGGGAACUGAUGCAACACAAACUGCUGGAGUUGACCUGAAUUUGCUGGCGGUGGAGGGCUGCUACCUACCAGCUUUAUGGGCCCGGCUUGUUUGGACGUAAUUUAAGCUGACAGGACAUGUCACACUUACUACUCCUAUCCAUCUAGAGAAGCAAUGCGUACCAGCACUCUGCUGUCCAGCAACCUCCUGGUAAAACUGGGCUGGAACCGAACACGCCGACAGCCAGCUAAUGAACCUGGACAGCCGAUUCAAACCUGGACUCUUAAAGCUGCAGACGUUCUGACACUGGCACUCUUCCUGCGCUAUAGAGUGUUUGCUCGCAGGAAAGUGAGUCACCUUUCCAGCCCAAAAGAUCUAUUGGGAUAUUUAUUCAGGCCUGUCUUCUAGCCAGCGAGGCAGAAAGGGCUCUCUGUACGAGUCACACGCUGUCAUGGUCUAAGCCGUUGUACAGAUAACUACAAUUGUACAUACACUAUACAUGAUAUACCCACAUUUUAUUUUCGUGUACAAUAGAUUUAUGUGAAAGUAAUUUUUUUAAAGUGAGAGCUUUAUUAUACUGUGAAUCAAAGAUUACGAAAAUUAAGCGGAAAAUCAGGAACUCGAUUAUGAUGAUCUCAGAAAUUGUUACUGAACUCUGAAUCUUAGACACCCACUACAUUGACGAUGCAAUGUAAUUUUAAACGAAAUAUCAAGGAUGCUAUUACAGGACCUGGUGGUUUUCAGACCAGUUGUCCAAUUUUUGCAUUUUGAAACAGAAAGCACUUAAUUCUACUCUUCCCGUUACUUGUUAGAUGAAUGUUCUUUGACAAUCCCCAGUGCAGGUGACGUUGAUACAUUUCACACAGACAAUAUAUUGCAUCUUUCUCGGCCACCAGCUGUCCGGGGCGGUGACCACCUGGUCAACCUGCCACUAUUUCAGGCCCUCAGCAAACUUGUGUGUGUGUGUGUGUGUGUUGUUUUGCUUUCUUUUUAAAGCAUUCCUCUUAUCCCUUAUCUCCUCCUUCCAAAAGCAAUUACAUCUCAUGCAUAAAAGCACUUUGUUAGAAUGUAUUAGUAGCAGAGCAGCACAGCAAAGCGACAUUAGAGAGUCUUCAGAGAGAGUGAGAGAGACUGGAGAAGCUCGUCUGAUGAAAGCUACUGUAUAUCAGCUUUUCUGUAUUUUCCCUGUCUCUGUUUCUCUCUCUCGUUCUUGCACACGGUUGUUGUUUGUCUAUGCUUCGAACACUUUCAGGGGAAAGUACGACAAGUCUUGUUUUUGCCCCAAAUAUUUCACCAUUGCAGCUUGUCGAGUGUGUAAACAGUCACUCUGAUUGGUUUGAUGAGAAAUGCACAUCUCUCUCUCUCUCUCUCUCUCUCUCUCUCUCUCUCUCUCAACUAUUUUUUUUAUCUUUUACUUCUACUGUUACUUAUGCAUGCAAGCACAACCCCCAACCCAUAUAGCCACAUCCUGUGUACAAAAAUGUAUGAUGUAUUAAUGAAAACGGUACUAAAAAACAUUUCCAUAAAUUAAUCACCAUUUUUGCACUAUUACUUAUUAUAUAUAGCAAUAUAUAUACAAAUGCAGUGGCUUUACUAGUAGAUCUCAUAACACUGUUGUGAACACUGUAGGAUUCCUGGUUUAUCUAACAGCAAACCUGCCUGAACCAUUUCUCAUCUAAACACACGACAUGACUGUUUACUUCUCAUCGAGGGAAUUAUACAGUCAUUUAGAAAAUCAGAAUUCCCCUUUAAGCCCAGUCCCUCAGAGGCUGGGUAUUUCUUUUUGGCCUAAUUACAGGGAUUGAAUGUUGCUCUUUGUAGAUAGGUCUUGCUGAUCUUGUAUUCCAAAGACAGAGUCAGACGUCACCAGAGACUCUCAUGUAUGUCAAUACAGGACCAGGCUGUUUAUUCUCUGCUCCCUUAAUCAAGACCAAUCAAUGUAUUUGAUUCUGUCUAUGAACACUCAAUUUAAAAAAAAAAAAAAAAAAAAAAAAAAGAUAUUUUUGUUUAUUUGUGCCUUCUGUAUUGGUCUAACGAUUGAAUGUAAGUCUCAAUGUCUAAAUAUUGGACAUGUUUUUAUGUCCAGAAUGAUGCAUGUAUUUUGGAAAGUGUUCCUCGUGAGAAUGUCUGGCCUUUUCCGAUUAUAAUGACGCCGCCAAUAUAUUAGUUUGCCAAUAUCGGCGCCCGAAGGUUGUGAUUAUGGGGUACAUUUGGUCUGUACGAGCUGAAGUGGAUUCUUUGAGAGUUUUUAUAUUUGCUUCCUAAACGCUCAGAUCUCUUCUUCGCCAUUUGUCUUCUACCUCUUCUGUUUUUUCCAGCUGAUUUUUUUGUCCUGCUUUUUUCUAACACUUUUCACCAUAGAUUUUUUUAAUUCCCUUUGGUUAGGCCGUUCUCGACUUGCUUCCCAGAGUCUCGGCUCUGCUAAGAGGGUGUGGUCAAUUACCAUAUCAAUUCAAGCUGCCACCUAUGCAGCUGAAUGAGCUUUGAGGAUAGUGAUAAGCCACCCAGUUCUGUACACAUCACUAUCCUCUAUAGGAGAAAAGAAUCGGGACAGCCUUUCUCAUGGCCGCUUGUAUUUUACUGCCACUAAUGACCAGAACAUGCAAAAUCAAGUUCAGCCUUUCUUCCAUCAGCUUCCAUUUUGCUUUUAGGGGAAGAGCGAGAAAAAGAGAUAAAGAAGGAACCAGACACUAGAAACAUCUGGGAUUUCUGAAACCCAGCACAAUUAAGGCCUACUCAGUAUUUCUGAAGUGAUUUCUGUUGUAAAAAAUAUGUUGACACUAUUGCAUAUUGUAGAGAGAAUCUAUAUUGUCUGAAAUCAUCAUUUUUUCCCCCUCGUUUCAUAUAUAACAUUGGCCAAUCUCUCUUAAAGAGAUGAUAUCUUGUUGAUAUUCAAUAGGUUAUUUCUUAACAUCUAAAUCAUCCUUUGUGGUCUUUGAGGUAAAUUGUAUAUUCUAUCUUUGUAUCAGGUUCUGACUUUUUAAGAGUUUUUUCUGAUUCUUCCUGUUUGAUGAUUUGUAACACCCAAAGCUGACUAAACUGGUGCCAAAUAAUCUUUAAGUCACCUGAAAUCUGAAUGAAACGACACUGAGCAUGCAAUCGUGGUCCAAAACUCAGUCAAAUAUCCAUUUAAUAUUAUUAUUAUUAUUAUUUUUAAUAAUGUAAGAUAUUUGUCUUUUAGGAAGUUGUACAAUUUAAGUGCCCCUCGAAAUAAACGUUUACUUGGAGCUUGAGUCAAGCUGUAAAGCACUUUUUAGAAUAUUUUUUGUCUGCAUGUUGUAGAAACAGAGUUUAUGCAUCUAGGAAUAUUAGAGCAGAGCAAUCACCUCCCUGUUUCGCUUGCUGUGAGUGUAACACAGUGUGAGAUGUCCUUCCCUUUAGCCCACGCUCGGGUCGUUUAAAGAGACAGUGGCCUCUGCUGGUAGACGUUAUGUAAAGUGAGCUAGUCGCUAAGUGUCUUCUGCUCUGUGUUCAGGGACGUGUGUUUGUGUGUGUAUACACACACACAUAUAUAUAAUGUACACACGCACACACACACACGACGUCUCUUUUAUAAUAAAUGAACUGGCUUAUUAGGGAAAAAGCUCUACAUCUCUACAGGUCUUGCUGUUUUGCAUGAUUCUGUCAGCCUUUUCGCAUUUUGUCUCUAAUCUUGUCAGGGUUGUUUUUUUGUUUUUUUUACUAUUCACUUCCCCCCCCCUCUCAGAACAAUCGUCCUCCAUGCUUUUAAUGUGCAAUACUGCUGAAUGUGGUUUCUUUGAGGUAGCUGCUAGGGGAGGGAUACAGAUUGUUAGAGAGAGUAAGCAUGCGGACUGGAGGCUGGUCCUUCACUGGUCUGGGUCUGCUGGUCCGUCAGCGUUGGUAAAGUCCUGUUACACACGGAAAUAAAAAAGCUAUAGUUUUAAAACGAUGGAUUUUUUUUUUUUUUUUUUUUUUUUUUAAAAGCAUCAAAGUUUUGUAAAUUGUCCUUAUGAGAGGGGGACAUAUUUGUACACACAUUUAAUCCUGUAAAAAUAUAUAAAAGCAUACACUUUUUUUGAAAAUUUACCAUCCAGUCACUUAAAGAUUACUGUUGACUUGUGUGUAAACUUCACAGAUUUUUUUUUUUUUUCUUUUUUUUUAACAAAAAAAUAAAAAACUUUAAUCAGUGUUCUUUCCAGUUCUUUUAGAAUUCAGAAUUUUGUAGUCCAUCAAUAAACAU